GCACAGUGCUGACAGCACGCGCAGUGCAGGAGCGGCGCUCACGAGCUGUUUACCAGCGUCCGGUCAGUCAGUGUCACUGUGGAGAUUAGUGCGAUCCUCGGCAGUGUUCUGAGACUGCACUAACUGCUCCGGUCAUUACUGGAAAUGUCAUGAGAAUGGACAUUGCGGAGGAGAAUAACUAAACAAAGGCAUUUGUGUAAAAACACACGUUUAAAAAUUUGUUUCCCCGGUAAAGUUGAGUGAAUUCAUUAUACGCAAGACAAGGUUGUCUUCAGCAUAAGCGCAUCAUGACAGCCGAGAGAGAGAAAAAAAGGCAUCCUUCUGAAAGGCGCAAGGAAAAGUCCCGUGAUGCAGCACGCUGCAGGCGCAGUAAAGAAACAGAAGUGUUCUAUGAGCUGGCCCAUCAGCUGCCGUUACCCCACAGCAUCAGCUCCCACCUGGACAAAGCCUCCAUCAUGAGACUAGCUAUCAGCUUCCUGCGCACACACAAACUUUUCAACUCAGGCCGCACAGUCCAACAAACCCGGUCACAGGAUGACAGCCAGAUGGACAGUCUAUAUCUGAAGUCUCUGGAAGGCUUUGUCGCUGUGGUAACAUCAGAUGGAGACAUGAUAUUCCUUUCAGAAAACGUCAGUAAAUUUAUGGGCCUUACGCAGGUAGAACUGACAGGCCACAGCAUCUUUGACUUCACGCACCCCUGCGAUCAUGAAGAAAUCCGAGAGAAUCUCAGUGUCAAAUCAGUACCUGUGUAUGGCAGAAGAGGGAAAGACAUGAGCACGGGCAGAGAUUUCUUUAUGAGAAUGAAAUGUACAGUCACCAAUAGAGGUCGCACUGUCAACCUCAAAUCAGCCAGCUGGAAGGUGCUGCAUUGCACGGGGCAUCUCCAAGUGUGCAGCAGCCGCCCCCCUCAAGUCCUCUGUGGGUUUUCGGAGCCACCCCUCACAUGUGUCACUAUGCUGUGUGCGCCGAUCCCACACCCCUCAAAUGUUGACACACCUCUCGACAGCAAGACGUUCAUGAGCAGACACAGUAUGGACAUGAAGUUUAUCUACUGUGAUGAGAGAGUAAGCAGCCUGAUCGGGUAUAGGCCAGAGGAACUUCUUGGCCGUUCGGUGUAUGAGUUCUGCCAUGCUUUGGAUUCUGAAAGCUUGACGAAGAGCCACCAAAAUCUUUGUAAUAAGGGUCAAGUGGUGAGUGGCCAGUACAGAAUGCUAGCCAAGCAUGGGGGCUACGUUUGGGUGGAGACCCAGGCAACUGUCAUCUAUAACAAUCGCAACUCCCAACCACAGUGCAUCAUCUGCAUCAACUAUGUCCUGAGUUCUGUUGAGGAGCAGUCUGUCAUCUUCUCCCUGGAUCAGACGGAGUCUCUGUUCAAGCCCUACCACAUGUGUAGCAUGGGAGAACUGUUCAGCCAGGGUAGAGCUUCCUCCGUUUCAGAGGCUGAGGACAUUCUUUUCACUAAGCUCAAGGAGGAGCCUGAGGAGUUAGCUCAGUUAGCGCCCAUGCCAGGCGAUGCCAUUAUUGCCCUGGACUUUGAUAGGCCAGAUUUUGAAGAACUGACUUUCUUCUCCAAGUCCACCAAGCUUCCUGUGGUGGGACCAUCAUGGGUUGUGGACACACCCCCUGAUGGCAGUCUUGAUAGAAAACUGUCCAACAUGCCCUCCACCUUUACCAGACACCAGGUGCCUCCUGCAGGCACAUGCACGCCCUGUUCCACACCCUGCUUGAGCGGCCGCAGCAGUUGUUCUACACCUAGCAGUCCAGUAGAUUACUGUGGCAGUGGAGAGUGUGAUCUGAAGGUGGAGCUGACAGAGAGGCUUUUUGCCUCUGAAUCUGUAGCCACAAAUCCCACUUGCUCCCAGUUGGACCUGAGCGAUCUGGACCUGGAGACUCUUGCUCCAUACAUCCCAAUGGAUGGUGAGGACUUCCAGCUGCACCCCAUCUGCCUGGAGGAGACAGCGCCUGACACAGGUCCAGGCCUGAGCACAGGCCUCCAGCACAGCUUCAGCAGUGUAGCUGACCUCUUCCAGCCCCUGGGUCCAUUCCCUCUUGACAACAAAAGUAGCACUAACACAUGUCCAGACACGGCUCAUGUGCAGCCUUACCAAACCGCACCAAACGUCCCACUUUCCUCUAAGGAGGGUAGACAGAGUCUAAAGUGGCCCCCUGACCCACCCUUACAGUAUGAACGUACAGAUAUUAGAUGCAUGGAUGACCGAAGCACAGCAGAUCCAGGACAAACAUGCGAUUUCAACGCUGCACUGCCACAGCUAAAAUUUUAUGAGAGCUUUGCCCCUGUACAGAAAGGCAGGAAUGUGGGUCGUAUAACUCUCGUCAACAACUUUAAACGGAAGAGGCAAUCAGAGUUCAGUUCAUCAUGCUCUUUCACUGAUAUUCCAAAGCAGGUGGUAGCUCAUCACAAGUCCGCAGAUGGAAUGCAGAAAAGGAUGAAGACGAUGAACGUCGACAGCUGCGCCUUUUCUGUCAGAAAGUCUCUCAGCACAAGUGUGCUAACAGAUACAUUUCCAUGUAUGCAAAAUGGAUUGGUUUCUCCUCACGGCUGCAGUCAGUCUCUCAAAGGGAGCUCAGAGGAUCCCAAACAGCAUUUCCCAGAGUCAUUCUGCUCUCCCAGUAACAGACAAUACAACAUGAAGCCUCCACACAAACACACAGGCAUAAUAAGUCAACUGUUGGGCCCAUCAUUUGACUCGUACUGUCUGCCAGAGUUGACACGAUAUGACUGUGAGGUAAACGUGCCUCUACAGGGAAGCCUGCAUCUGCUUCAGGGCAGUGACCUCUUAAGAGCUUUGGACCAGACCACGUAGACCCAGAGCUUCUGUAGUGAUCCAUUCAUCCAACUUUGUCUAUAUAUGCUGUUAUCUUUUACGCAUGUAUUAUCAGUCUUUAUUUAGACGUAUUUGUACAUUUUCCUUUAAGACGUGUAAUAUUUUAAUAUAUAUUUAAAAAAUGUGUUUAGACGUACCACGUUCUGUGCUAUCUCAAACUCUAAUAUUGCCCUGAGUCUUCAGAUGCUAAGUGUUCUUAACAUUUAUGAUCAGAUUUAACAGAUGUUUCACUGUUGCAAAUUUAUAUUUCAACUAAAAUAGAAUAUAUACAAUAUAUAAUAAUAUACUACAAGUUUCAUUUGUAACUUACUCAUUCAGCUUGGAAUACAACUACUGUGUUUGUAUAAAUCAAAGACAGUUAACUGUUUUCCCAAGCUAUUGCCUUAAAUAUUUGCUUCGACACUGUACCAGCAACAAAUGUGGCAUAAAACUGUGUAGCUCAAAAACAUGUCUGUUUUCCCAUUUAGAACAUUAGUAUUGGAAUCUGAUUCCUCUACUUUUCACAAUCAUGACAAAUGAUGUAUUAAAUGUAUAGUUUCUGUCAUCUAAAGCACUUUAUUUUGAAAGAUGCAAAUGGAAGACCAAACUGAAAAGCCCCAGUAUAGUGGUAUGUCUUUGCCAUCUU
This is a messenger RNA of Sinocyclocheilus rhinocerous, 3471 nucleotides long. RefSeq names its product endothelial PAS domain protein 1a (gene epas1a). The transcript is spliced from 16 exons. The record is from RefSeq and is a predicted model, not a curated record. Gene Ontology annotation, cellular component: transcription regulator complex; nucleus; cytoplasm. Gene Ontology annotation, biological process: regulation of transcription by RNA polymerase II; cellular response to hypoxia. Bases 288 to 2825 code for a protein of 845 amino acids. Gene Ontology annotation, molecular function: DNA-binding transcription factor activity, RNA polymerase II-specific; protein dimerization activity; RNA polymerase II transcription regulatory region sequence-specific DNA binding. NCBI's taxonomy places the organism in Eukaryota, Metazoa, Chordata, Actinopteri, Cypriniformes, Cyprinidae.